GUUUAACUGAGUUUUGUUAUCGGGGUCAUUUAAAGCUGUUUCUAACAAGUCUCUUAGCACCCAGGCUGCUGUACUUAGCGGCCUGUAAUGCCUGAGAACCAAUGGAGACUGAUGAUGAUUGGACGCGGCAUGAAUUAAAACUUAAUAAAACUAAGUUAAAAUGUAAUGUCUCGAGUACUAAUAGCAAUAUAGUUACGUUUUAGGCAUGUAAUGUAAAUGACAGUGAUCUUAUCUUUCUGUGAACUGUAUUUCUUUAUGUCAGGCGAUGGUUUGUUGUGUUAGCCAAUAGCUAACGUAACCGUAUCUUGAUGCGCCUGGACCUUGAAACGGCGUAGUUUACACUCUGACGGAGAACCGACAGUCCUGAGCUUCAGACCAGAAGACCAGUAUACCACCAUGAACUGUGAGAUUGAUGGAGAUAUGGAGAAUCAAGUUGAGCAAGAGGAGAAGAUGAGACUCAUAAACCAAGUGUUGGAGCUACAGCACACACUUGAAGAUCUCUCUGCGCGUGUGGACGCGGUGAAAGAGGAGAACCUUAAGCUCAAAUCGGAGAACCAGGUUCUCGGGCAGUACAUCGAGAACCUCAUGUCUGCCUCCAGCGUGUUUCAGACCACCGACACCAAAAGCAAACGGAAAUAACGUGUGGGUCACGUCUGCUUCAUCCAUCAUCUCCUCUUUCCGGCAUUCAAACUACUAGCUCAUACAUAUAAGCUGCUGUUUGUUUUGUAUUUAUUUUGUCGUACAAUUUACUGAUGCAUCUCUCAGCAUGGUAUGGGUAAUACUUGAAUGGACUGAGCUGCUGCCUUUCCCUGUCAGCUAACUGUGUUACAAGAUAUAACAGGAUGCCUGAUGCAGUUUGUGAUCAGAUAAGUACAGAGCUGGUGUGAUACCACUCCUGUUUAAUUCAUUUAGCAGGUACAUAAUCAAUCUCAGACCCUCUCAUUGACUUCACAACCUUUUUAAAUACUAGACAGCUGAAGUCAGGUUCUUUUAAAAAUACAAUUAUGCUGAAUUUCAGCUUUUUUGGCUUUCCACUACUAACAUUUACAAUGUGCAGCAAGAUUGAACACAGAUAUGUUCUCUUGAAAGUGCAUGACAUCCCAUAACUAAAGUGCAUGAUGUAAAAGGCUAAGGAUGGAUAACCUAAAUUAGUCCUCCCUCACUUGGCAUGUGAUUUUUCUAAUUUAAACCAAGGUUACUGGCAAUUAUCUUAAUGCCAGUUGCUCAACUGGUGCAGAAAGUAUGCAAUUUCUGUAAUUUCCUGACCCACUGGUUUAAACAAAGUACCUCUUCAUAUGUUACAUUAUAAGAGGCCUUUGACUAAACCAAAUGACAUUUACUCGCUUUCAUACUUGGAUUUAUCUUAAAAGGUAUGACUAGCGCACAAACCCGACGUCUUUUGAGCAGGAUCAAUUGGUUGAAACUGGCUCGCAGUGUAAACUGCAGCAUUGUGUUGGAGUUUGCUCUUCGUGGUCAUGUCCUUUGGAUUGAGGGACUUAAAAUGGAUGAAAUAAAUGGAUUUUAGCUUUUACUGCUUUCAAAGACUGAAGUGAGGUUGAGUCUACUGAGUGAUAUUGAUCUGAUUGCUCCAAAGUGUCUGCUUAAGCGGCAUUUAUGAGGACAGAUGCUCUGCUCUUUGCUCAGAGAUUGCUGAUGUGAAAUUUCACUUGCUAUGAAUUAUUGACAUGACACUGAAGCAUCUGCCACAACACUACAUACUCAGUCUGUUUAAUAUUAUUUUUGUGAAAAAUUUCAUGUGUAAUUUAUGUUUGCAAGCACCCGAUGUAAAGUACCGCCUGUUCUGAAAGUGUACAUUUUAUUUUGUUACAAUUAUGCCUUUAAUAAAAUACUUUGCCUUUGCACAAA
This is a messenger RNA of Sinocyclocheilus rhinocerous, 1866 nucleotides long. RefSeq names its product short coiled-coil protein A-like. NCBI's taxonomy places the organism in Eukaryota, Metazoa, Chordata, Actinopteri, Cypriniformes, Cyprinidae. The coding region runs from base 397 to 639 and encodes 80 amino acids. The record is from RefSeq and is a predicted model, not a curated record. Gene Ontology annotation, cellular component: trans-Golgi network. The transcript has 4 exons.